UAUCUUAUAAAUUUGUCUUUAUAUUUCUUUCCUACUAGGUAUAAAGCUACCUAGUUUGAGCUGUGUUUUUCAAUAAAAUUGGAGUCAUGUGUUUGUCUGUUUCUUUCAUCACAUGAAACUAUAGAAUAUAAAGUCUUUUAACAUUGGGUCUUCCUCUUUCUCAAGAUUAAAUUCCAUACUAUAUUUAUUCAUCACAUUCUUUUUUCCAAGUAGAUAACAUCACACAGCAAGAUUUCAAGUCGAGGAUUCAUAUAGCCGACCCCGACUUGCCUGAUAUCGAAGGGUUAGUUGUAGUGUUUUUUUGUAAUCGAUCAAUGAAAAAAUGGAUAUGAAUAUGAGUGAGCGUGGUUCAGAAAGAUCAAACACAUGGAACAACAUUCACACAAGUUCAGAACCUAGUCCUUCCCAAACACAAGUAAACAGAGAAGGACAAUGGAAGAACUAUGGGACAUCAAUGGAUGCUAUUUCUUUUGGCUUUGUUGCUACAGCUAUCCUCAUAUCCAUGUUUCUCAUCAUGGCUUUAUUCGAACAUCUCUUCAAGCCUAGCACCCCCUUUUCUUCGCCUCGAGGUAGUAGACACAGUUCCAUGGAGUUGGGGACGAUUCAGAAACGCGCAAGUUCAAUAGCAGGACCAACGCGAUAUUCAUCGGAAUAUACAGUUUUGAUGCCAGGACAACAGUAUCCUACCUUCAUUGCCAAGCCAACUCCACUGUCUUGUCCAAGGGAAGGGGUUUAUUGGCCUUCCCAUGAACAUGGUUUUCCCUUCUCUUAAUGAUCCUAAAAGACUAAUUUAUUGUUGUUAUCUAUCUAUGAAUCCUAUAGGAAGAUUUAUGUAACCAUCAUAAAGUACCACCAAUUGCAUAAUCUAGCACUCUCUUACCCUGCUAGCUCUGACCUGUGAAAUUAGCCGUCGGACGAAAAACUGAAGUUUUGCAUGUUGGGAGGAAGGAAAAUGUGGGGUGACAUUCAUUGUUUGUGUAAACAUAUUUGGUUUCUGGUUUGUCUAUUGACCCAGUUCCCCCUUUUUCUGUUUAUGUGAGAGAUGUAGGGAAGAUCUGGCAAGUUCACUAGGCUAAGUUAUUAGUUUGUUCUUUUGAAGUAAAAGCUUAUUUUACCAUGUAUUGAUCUUAUGCACUGCUUUCUACUUCCAGCAGUCUUAUGUCACUUGAUGUUAACUCCAAGAAUACGGCUCACGUUUUGUGCA
Messenger RNA from Capsicum annuum, 1204 nucleotides. RefSeq lists its product as uncharacterized. NCBI's taxonomy places the organism in Eukaryota, Viridiplantae, Streptophyta, Magnoliopsida, Solanales, Solanaceae. Bases 323 to 772 code for a protein of 149 amino acids. The transcript has 3 exons. The record is from RefSeq and is a predicted model, not a curated record.